GAUCGUAUCUCUCCGACCAGAUUGUUUCCCGAUAAUCACCAUCGUCCAUGAUGAAGUCAGUUCUCAUCUCAAAGAUCAGGAUCCUCUGCCGCCCGUACCAUCUGUAUGCUUUCUGCCGUGAGUUUAUAUCUUCCAGUUUCGCAGCCGAGAACUCCCAUAGGUAACAUCACCAACACCAUCUUUAAUUCUUUAUCGGCUGGAAAAGUGAGGUGAUCGCCGUAUGCUACUCAGACUCUCUCUUUUAAUUCGUGUUUGAUUAGUGAUGAGGGAUUUUCAAGUGGGAUAUUCACAAAGCUACGAGUUGUUGCCUGCAAGACUGGAGGAGAUUAGGUCACGGCAGAAAUCAUACGCUGAGGCUGAGGGGCGUGAGAAAAUCUUUUUGUUAGAGAUGAGAAGCGAGUUCAUGAUGAGCGAGGGUGAGCAGAUAACAAGAAUCGGUAGUGAGCAAUACGAUAUGACAUGCUUGUGCGAUGCAACGUCAUUGUUUCACGAAUUGAGGUGGAGGCUGGAGGAGUACCGUAUGAGCAUGGAUGGAAUAAACAAGUUAUGCCAAGAGUUGUGUGCAUUUGGAAGACAACUGGUGGCAGUAGCAGAGGCCGGGCAGGCCUGCGUGGCUGUGAUUGUACGUAUGGAUGUGGUGACAGUGCAGCGAGAGGGGGAGUCGUUGGAUGAAGUCAAGAUGAGGGCGCUGAUGCCGCCCAAAUUGAGCCCCUUGUACGUGUGGUCAGACCAGACAGUGUUGCGCAGAGUAAUGAAUGAUAAGCAUAUGGGAACUCUCUGGUAUCUUUCCAUAUGCAAACCAGAAGGCGAAGACGAGGGUGUAUGCUCCAUCUGCCUCUUCAUGAGGGCAUCCAUUGGUGCGCCUAUAACAGAACUCGAGUGUGGUUGUAGAUUUCAUUCCCAUUGUAUCAUUAGGAAGUUGGAGAGGGACAACAAGUGCCCUCACUGCGCUUACCAAGUGUUUGAUGCUGCCUAUCUCACUGUAUCUGCACCACACCAAUGCUAUGAACCAUUUAACAGGAAUCAAGACCUCGCACAAUAUGGUGUCCCAAACUUGACUAGUUGGUAUUGGUAGACUACAUGUGGAAUGCCACUUCAUUUCAACAUUUUUAUUUAUUCAAUUUAUUUAUUUUUUGAAAUAAAAUAAGAUUUAUUUA
Messenger RNA from Salvia miltiorrhiza (redroot sage), 1157 nucleotides. RefSeq lists its product as uncharacterized. Bases 263 to 1075 code for a protein of 270 amino acids. The transcript has 3 exons. The record is from RefSeq and is a predicted model, not a curated record. NCBI's taxonomy places the organism in Eukaryota, Viridiplantae, Streptophyta, Magnoliopsida, Lamiales, Lamiaceae.